CAACGUGGUUUCUUCCGAGAGGCUGCUUCAGGUUUUCUACACUUGUUUGUUUCAUGAGAAGUUGUGAUGAACUCAGACCCGGAAAGACCGUAUGUUUGCAACGCUCCCGGCUGUUCGCAGCGAUUCCCCACCGAAGACCAUCUAAUGAUUCAUCGACACAAACAUGAGAUGACCCUCAAGUUUCCUUCCAUAAAGAACGACAACUUGUUAUCAGACCAGACGCCAACGCCAACACGUUUCCUGAAGAACUGCGAGGAGGUGGGACUGUUCAGCGAGCUCGACUGCUCCAUUGAGCAGGAGUUUUGCAAGGCCCAGGAAGAAGAGGACUCCAAACAGAACAUCUCUCUGCACGGCCAGGGGGGCCAACACCAGCAGGCCCACUCGAGAAUGGGAAACCACGACACCAGCAUAGUGAUCCAGCAAGCUCUACCCUCUCCUCAGUCCAGCUCCGUCAUCACUCAGGCUCCGUCCACCAACAGACAGAUCGGGCCCGUCCCUGGCUCUCUGUCCUCACUGUUGCACCUACGAAACAGACAGAGACAGCCUCUGCCAGCCUCCAUGCCUGGAACGCUGCCAGACCCCACCAUGCCUGGCUCCUCUGCUGUUUUGAUGCCCAUGGAGAGACAAAUGUCUAUGGGUGCCAACAUGAUGGGUAUGCAAGGUCCCGCCCACAGCAGCCCCUGUUCCUCCGCGCACAUUCCCUCCAUGCACUCAGAGGCCAAGAUGAGGCUGAAGGCUGCACUUUCACACCACCCGGGCGCCAUUGCCAACGGAAACAUGAACUCCAUGGGCCACAUGAUGGAGAUGAUGUCGUCGCGCCAGGAGCAAAGCAACCACCAUCACAUGCACUCGCACCCGCACCAGCACCUCCAAGCACCUCCCCACGCGUACCAGCACCACGGCCAUCACCACCACGGCCAGGGCCACGCCCAGGGCCACAGCCAGGGCCACGGCCAGGGCGGCCACCAUCACCCGCAUGGACACAAUCCCCAUCACAACUCCCAUAAUGCCCAUCUCCAUCACGGGCAUCCGCACCAGACCUCGCCACACGCUCAGAUGCACUCCGCUUCACAGAUGUCUCCCGCCACCCAGCAUAUGCAGCCAACGCAGACGCUUCAUUCCCCGCCCCCGAGCGGCGGCCGGCGUAGGCGAGUAGUGGACGAAGAUCCGGACGAACGUCGGCGGAAGUUUUUGGAAAGAAACCGAGCGGCGGCGACGCGAUGCAGACAGAAGAGGAAAGUGUGGGUGAUGUCGUUAGAGAAGAAAGCAGAAGAACUCACGCAGACCAACAUGCAGCUUCAGAAUGAAGUGACAAUGCUAAAGAACGAGGUGACCCAGCUCAAGCAGCUCCUCCUCACACACAAGGAUUGUCCCAUCACCACUAUGCAAAAAGAGUCCCAAGGUUACCUCAGUCCAGAGAGCAGUCCGGCAGGAAGUCCUUCUCCAGCUUGCACGCAGCAGCAGGUCAUUCAGCACAACACCAUCACCACCUCCACCACGACCAUAGGGGGCAGCGGUGUGCACGGACAAGCCAACAGCCGAACAGACAUUAACGCCAUCCACUAGGGGAACGGAGGGACUAUACAGCCCCGGUGGUCCCACCCUUCACCCUAACGCGCCUCUGCUUUUUUGAGGCUCUCCAGCUGCACACAUCAUCCCCUCCCCCAUCAAGAGAAACCUCAAAGCCUCCAAGGCUCUUCUUUUUACAGUAGCCAUGGUAUGUAUUUUUAUAGAACCUUUAAUGCGUACAUGUUUUACGGUAUGUUGCCUGUUUCCCCCCACCCUCUUUUUAUAUUUGCUUUUGUGAGUUAAGUAGGCAGCGUUGGUAUGGAAUUUUUUUUUGUUUUGUUUUUUUCCCAGCGUGUAGCGGUACAAAAUGGACCAAAGCGUUCAUGGAACAAGAGGGAAGAGACUGGAGAAUGUCAUCUCUUAAAGUUUCUCUAUUUGACCGAUGGACUGGCUCAUCUAUGUGGAAACCUAACAUGUCUCACAAGUAUUUAGUAGGAAACGACAAAAGUUUAUUACAAAGUGGAACCUCUAAGGUUGAACACAACUCGGUCUGGAAUGGGUUGACCUCCAAUUUAAAUAAAACAAUUAGUAAUUUAAUUCAUCCGUUUUCGAGUCAAACUGUAACUGUCAUAAAACCUUUAUUCAGAUUAAAUUGUGAUUUAUUGUCAAUUCAGUGCGAAUUUGUGUUAGGCAGGCAAUGUGUUUAUGUUAUAUUUUGACAUUCUUCAUUGUCAUUCAAAUUUAAAAAGAAGGUACCUUAUGCUGAACCUAUAAAACAGUACAAUUUCCGCAAUACGUAAUUUAUUGGGGAGGGUAUUGCCGAAGGCUAGUUGUCUUCCUGCAUUGCGCUUUUUAAUAUUGUCAUACAAGUCAAUACGCAUAAGAAAAUAAUAAUAAUAAAUAAGAAAGAAAAUAAGAACCUAAUCACUGGAGCCAUAUUAUACUGAGCUGCCAGAUGCAUCAAAGAAAAAGCAAAACAGGCUUAAUUUUGUUUGCUGCUGAAAUCGAACUCAGCAGUCUAUUUUCCCAAUUUCACUUUAGAGGUUCCUCUGUAUAUUUCUCAUAGCAAAGAAAUAAAUAAAAAACUAAUUCCUUUUUUUGUACAAAAGCUUACUAGAUUCCCUUGAGAACUGUUUUGGACAGUACAUUUAUUGUAUUAGGUCCAAAAGUAUUUUGACAAUAACAGUCUUUGAUAUGCCAACUCGGAUAUGAAAGAAAACAAUCAAUAUUCAAUUGAAGUAUAGACUGAUUUUUUUUUUUUUUUUAAUUACACGUUUUUCGAGACACGAGUCAUCGAUCAUCUGAUUUAUUUCUUUUUUUCAUUGACUUGUGAGCAAGUUGAGACAAAGAGAAUUACACAAUGCAUAUUUAAAACAAUGACAUAACUUUGGCUUUGGAAGGUCCGCUAGCUUAAUGCUAACACAUAGUGGGAAACGCCACAGACGGGCGAACGAAUAGCAUCGACGUCACUGUGUUAUAACCCUUCAAGAGAUUUGAACACAAACGGUGCAGCAACACACGGAGACAAACUAUAUAAGAAUACUCAUUGCCCUAUAUUCUUUAGCCUCUGCGAAAAAGACCGAAUACUACUGCCGCUUACUGAGGCAGUUGUGAAAUUCGUCUUCGUGUGAGUUUGUUUGUCUCUUUUAUACCGCCCUCUCGUGGCCAGAUCACACAUGCCAGAAGAUGCGCAAAGAAAGAUGAUUUCAGAUAUGAGAUUGAAUAUGAAGUCAAUACACAACCUUUUUGACAUUUAUCAUGCGGGAGUUCCAGACAUUUUAUAUCGAUUACGUCCGUGUCUGGACAAUGGGACAGAAUUGUAAAUAAAACCCAACGAAUGACUUUUUGAAGGCAUGUUUCAAUAGCCCUUAUGAAGACAAACGUGACGGCAACUGUAGUUCCUAAAUGGUAAAAGCCAUAUUUAUGUAAAACCAGUUGUUUUUAAAUCCGUCUGCAAAAUGAACCAAAGUCUGCCAUUGUCCAAAUACUUGUUGACUUAAAUGUAAAUCCGUAAUCUUCUCAUCCCAACAAGUGAGGUGUGAUGGUGACGCCUGAAAAGAAAUCACUGUGAUGUGUUUUAGAUGAUCAUCCUUUCUCGUCUCCAUCUUCCCUACGAGACCGUUAACCUCAUUGCCGGCAGUCUUAAAAGAAUCGUAUCAACUUCAUCGUUACGGUGAUAGCGUGGUGCUCGAGGGAUAAGCAAUACAGCGCUCUGUGGGUCAUGUCGAGUACGUCCGCGCGACGCACCAACUCUGUGAAAGCGCCGAGGCAGCUUAUGAGUCGCAACAAUCUCCUCCAAGACCGCCCCGGGUUUUCACUCGGGGGUGGGGAACCUUUUUCCUAUCAGUUUUUAUGAAGUCCUCCGAGGGCCGUGAUAGAUUUAUGACAAAAUAUGAUGCAACGAUCAAGCAAAUGUAUAUUAUUACAUAUUAUGAGCACUUUUUUUAUUUUAUUUUUAUAGCAGCUCCUCUAUAGGUUUUAUUUUGUGUUUAGACUUGCAUGGAAGGCCGGAUCAAAUCCGCAUGUGGAUAAUAUGUACGCGUAAGAGAGCGUGGUUCUCUCUGUAAUCUAAAACUGGUAUGAUUUUGUAUUGCUUAAAGAGGAGCAAUUUCUGCCAGUGAUUUCCCAAAUAUCACAAUGUGCCUCUGUUAUUUUUUUUUUUCAUGUUUAGGCAGCAGAAUCUUCUUUACUUUACUUCCAGCACUCAUGUCGAUUUCAGCCACAUUAUGCUAGUGAUAGUUUUGCCUCUUAUUGGCAUUUGUCUUGGAUUUAUUUUUCAUUAUUCAUAACUUUAUUAACCUUUCUCAGGCCUUCCCCCCGCCCCCCCCUGUUUUUAACUCAAUGGCGACAUACCCUACGCGCUCCCUUCAAAGGAAACAGGAACUUUCCCUCCAGGAAUGUCGACGUGAGCACCCUAAAGCACUGUGUUGUACAAUAAGGUGAAGCAGAGCGGUCUAUGCACUUUGACCUCUGCACUGCCAGAGGGUAGAAUAGCCAUAUUAAACUUAAGUCAUUCUCAGUGACCCCUUCCCUUCUUUUAAAACACACCAGCGUGAAAAUGCAUUUGGUCUGAGUUGAAGGAAGUUAUGUUACUAUCUCGCCUCACGUCUCAACUUUUUGCAUUUGGGUUUUAGCGUGUGUGCAGGAGGGCAGUUUCUCCUAGGGGGGGGGGCUUUGUUCCACCUUUUGUCAAUCACCCUCUUAAUGAUUUGCCCAGUGGUUCUCAAACAGGAGUCAGUAGUUUGGGGGUCUGCAAAAUCAUUUGCAAUAAAUCAUUAUGUUGUAUCAUUAUAAAAAGUUCAUACCUCCAUUUGGGGACCGGCGCGUCAAUAAAACAAACAGAAUAAAUUUGGGCCAAUUAUAAGCUCUGAUGGACUUGUGAUGUAUUAUCACAUAAACCUGACAUUUCUGCAUGAAUAAAUUAUUUUUUUUUUAGAACAAAAGGUGUAUUUGUUUUGAGAAUAUUGUCCCAUUUUUUAAUGAAUGAACCUGUCUUUUCCAGAAUAGAAGGCAUAUUAUGAGAAUAAAGAUGUAUUUUGGAAAUGUACUUGUUAAAAUAUAACUUCUACAUCAAUAUCAUACAAUUAUGACUUUAUCACUGAAAACUAUGACUUUGUUCUUGUACGAUUACAACAUUUUACCAGACAAAAUACAUCUUUGUUCUUAUAAAGAUUUUUUCAACUUUUUUCCUACAAAAAUAGGAAUCUAUCGUAACGUUACAAUUUGUUUUCUUAAAAAAUUGUUCAAGUUUGAGAAUCCCUGAAUUCGACCAUUCAAAAUCAAGGCGCCGCAUGUCAUAUUUGAACUGGAAUCAUUAAGAAGGUGUCGCUAUGGGUGGGGAACCUUUUUAAUUUUAGUCCGCAAUUGCCAUACUAAAAAAAAAAAAAACAAUUAAAAAGUGUUCAUUACUAUAAACGUGAGCAUUCGUGGGCUUUUUUUUUUGUUUUUAAAUAACAGUUCCCCUUAGGUCAAUUUCAUAGCGGCUGUAUCAAAUGCUCUCACGGGCCAAACGUUAGGUUCCCCACCCCUGCACUCUGGUAAAGUUCAGGAAAAAACAGCUAUGUGUUGCUUUAUAUGCAAAAAAAAACAAAACAAAAAAGUUCAGUGUGACUGUUUGUGUACAAGAAUAAUUCUUACGCAUUAAUACUUGUCAUUCUAAGUGUAAAACUAUAAAUAUUGUACAUAAGGCCAUGAAUUUCUAUAAUCAUGUACAUGUAUUGCAACUACCUUUCUUUUUGAAGGGAAUACAUGUGUGUAAAUAAUGUUUGCAUACAGCACUUGUUGCCUUUUGUCAUACAUCGAGGCUCUAAGCAGCGCUUAAAUACAUUGUUUAUAUGUCAUGAACUGACCCUGACCCUUUUGCCUGCAUAACUUUGUACAUUCUUUUUUUUUGUGUGUCCCCAUGUUGGCUUGUUUUUGGCCAUUUGUACAGAUGUUCAACAUUAUCGCUGCAGUUGCAUUCGGAAA
Phycodurus eques (leafy seadragon) is the source of this 5976-nucleotide messenger RNA. It is a transcript of the gene creb5b, whose product is annotated as cAMP responsive element binding protein 5b. Gene Ontology annotation, molecular function: cAMP response element binding; DNA-binding transcription factor activity, RNA polymerase II-specific. Lineage: Eukaryota; Metazoa; Chordata; Actinopteri; Syngnathiformes; Syngnathidae. Bases 67 to 1566 code for a protein of 499 amino acids. The transcript is spliced from 11 exons. Gene Ontology annotation, biological process: regulation of transcription by RNA polymerase II. The record is from RefSeq and is a predicted model, not a curated record.